Molecule: messenger RNA, 513 nt
Organism: Strongyloides ratti
Lineage: Eukaryota; Metazoa; Nematoda; Chromadorea; Rhabditida; Strongyloididae
Product: Zinc finger, RING-type domain and Zinc finger, RING/FYVE/PHD-type domain-containing protein
Exons: 1
Coding region: 1-513 (170 amino acids)
Source: RefSeq, a predicted model, not a curated record
AUGGAUAUAAAUGAAAGAUCAAUUACAUGUUCUGUUUGUUUAGAUAUUUUUUAUGAUCCAGUAACUAUUGAAUGUGGUCAUUGUUUUUGUGAAUAUUGUAUUCAAUAUACUAUUAACCUUAAUGAUAAAUGUCCAAUAUGUCAAAAAAAUGUUGAAUAUGAUCCUAUCAACAAUUAUUCUUUAAAUAAAUAUAUUAUUGAUAAAAUAAAUAAUGGUUCUAUAGAUAAUUUAUCAAUUAAAAAAUAUAAAAAUAAAUUAGUUAGUAGAAGAUAUGACUUAGCCCUCCUACGACAAGCCAUGAUUGCACUAUUUGAAAUUUUAAAGUUUACCAAUUAUAAAUUUCCUAUUGAUCAAUUAAAAAUAAUUUGGAAAAGAAUGGUUGAUCUUGAUUUAAAAAUCCCUCCUCCAAAUGAGACAAUGCUCCGGGCAGUGGAAGAUAUUUUAGAAAUGCAGAAAAAUAAUUAUAUUAAACUUAUUUCACAUAGUGGUAAAAUAUUAGUUGUUAAAGCUUAA